Molecule: messenger RNA, 1383 nt
Organism: Entrophospora sp. SA101
Lineage: Eukaryota; Fungi; Glomeromycota; Glomeromycetes; Entrophosporales; Entrophosporaceae
Source: the annotation of a GenBank genome assembly
AUGGAGGAACCUACGCCGAAUUUACUAGAAUUAGAAGAAAAAACCAUAUUUGAUGCAUCAAAAGCUAGCGAGCUCAUAGAUAAAUUUCUAUCAUCAUAUAUUCAUCAAAAGGAAAAAACCAUAGCAGAAGAAACUGAAAAUUAUCCCCUACCAGGUUAUAUGAUGGUACCAUCAUAUAUUUCGCGUUUACCAACUGGCUCAGAAACCGGCAUAUAUCUUGCAAUGGGAUUGAGUGGUACAACUCUAAAGUUAACAGUGGUAAAAUUGUUAAGUCGUGGUGAAACUGAAAUAGAACACGACAGAGAAUUAAAGAUUCCCGAUGAUUUGAAAGUUGGAACUGUUGAUAAUCUAUUUGAUUGGAUUGCGUUAAAUGUUAAGGAUUUAGAAUUACUUGUUAGACAGAUUAAUUAUAAUUUUCCAAUAAGAAAAAUUGGAGUAAAUGAAGGUAUUAUUGUUGCAGGGAUAGGAUGUGAAACGACUGAAUUAAUUGGUAAUAAUAUAGUUGAAUUAUUACAGGCUGCAUUUAUUCGAAAGGGAGUAAAAAUUCAAAUUGUAGCUAUAGUUGAUGAUGUUGUUGGUGUAUUAGUAGCGAACGCUUACAAAGAUCAAAAUACAAUCAUAUCAGCAAUUAUAGAUGACUUCAGAACAAAUGCUGCUUGUAUUUGUACAUCGUCAUCAAUAAUAAAAGAAACUCAAAGUCAUCAACGUCAUGUACCAGAAUAUAUGAUUGUAAAUACUGAAUGGGGUUCGAUCGGUACCGAGUUUUUACCUUUUAUAAAAUAUGAUAAAAUUCUUUCCAGUCAACAUCAAAAACAAUAUAACGGAACUUCUGGUUCGAGAAGACGGCCAUUUGAACAAAUGAUUGCUGGUGUUUAUUUGGGUGAAUUGGUAAGAUUGACUAUCGUAGAUUAUGUGAAAGUUUUCAAUUUGUUUGAUGGUGUGUCACCUACAGGAAUGGACAUACCUUAUAGUUUUUCAUCUCUUUUAAUGUCUGAAAUCGAAAGUGAUCAAUCAUCAGAAAAAUCUGAUAGUUUAAAUGCGUUAUUAAACAAUUUUGAAUUUUCCAAGAAACCAAGCAAAGAAGAUCUACAGACAGUACAUAGAAUUAUAAAGAGUUAUUCUAGACGUUCGGCUCAAUUGUUUGCAAUAGCUAUCGCUUCAUUAAUCAAACUUCAAUGCCCAGAAUUUCCAUCUGUUGAACGUAAUGUUGUAGUGGCUGUUGAUGGAUCUAUAUAUCAUAAUCAUUAUGAAUAUUCAAACCGGACUAGCAAGUUUUUAAGAGAUUUUCAAAAUAUUCAAAAAGAUGAGAAAAUUAAAUUAUCACCUAUAAAGGAUGGUAGUUGUACAGGUGCUGCUUUAAUUGCUAUGAUGUAUUCUCAUUAA